Molecule: messenger RNA, 393 nt
Organism: Sus scrofa (pig)
Lineage: Eukaryota; Metazoa; Chordata; Mammalia; Artiodactyla; Suidae
Source: RefSeq, a predicted model, not a curated record
AUGAGGACGGCGGCCCGGCCCCCCCAAGCCUUCCCCCUGAGGGCCGCCCCCGCCCCGCGCGCUUCCUGGCCGCCGCCGCCGCCCUUCGCGCCCGGCUUCGUCCCACCCCCCUCCUCCCGCCGCGGAUCCACCAGACAGCUAGGCCCCCGGCCGGGGGCAGGGGGGACGCCCCCUCCGGGGCACCCCCCGGCUCGGAGCCGCCUGCGGGGCCAGCCUCAGCCAGAAGAGGAGGAAGAAGCCGCCGAGGAGCAGCCCGAGGCCCCAGGGAUACCGAGAACCCACCCAUCAGAGCCUCCCUUCCACCUCUGCUCCUCCGUUCUCCCUGAGAGCCUCAACUUCCCUCCCACCCCAGAUCCUCCUACCUUUUCUGGGGAGACCCCUCAGCCCCUGUAG